Messenger RNA from Tetrahymena thermophila SB210, 3684 nucleotides. RefSeq names its product MORN domain protein. Lineage: Eukaryota; Ciliophora; Oligohymenophorea; Hymenostomatida; Tetrahymenidae. The transcript has 8 exons. The record is from RefSeq and is a predicted model, not a curated record.
UUUGGCUAAAAUCGAUUAAUUUUUAGAUCAAAUAAAUAAAUAAUAUUUUGCCAAAAAUCAUUAUAAAUUUUGUAAACACAACUUUUGAAGAAUUAAAAAUACUUAAAAGGGGGAAUAAAGAAAAAUAUUAUGAACAAUUAGUCAUUUUAAAAUAUUUCAUAGCAGCAUAAUCUAUCUUCUUUAAAUAACAAAACUUAUUUUGAGUACUCUUUCAAUAAGUUGAGGGAAAAAUAAGGCUUUUCGCAAAAAGAUGAGUUUAUGUAUGCCUAAAAGCAGCUAAAUUUAAAUCUAGGGAAUUAUUUAUAUGAGUACUAAAAAUAAAAAUUGUAUGAAUCAUGGAUAACCAGUGAUAAGAUAUAAUAGUUACCUCAAGAAAGGAGAGAUAAAAAAGCUGGAAAGUACCAAUAAAACGAGAGUUAUAAUAGGCAACAAUCUGUAAAGAGCCUUAAAAAAUCAAUAGCUAAAAGCGCAUCCUAUCCAUAAUAUAUUGAGUAAAUAAAUGGUAUUUAUGAAGGAGAUUUAGAUAUGAAUUAUAAAAAGGAAGGACUAGGAAUAUUUAUUGAAGAUCAAGGUGAGAUGUAUAUUGGUGAAUGGUCUAACGAUUAAAUGCACGGUGAAGGCAUUUUGCACUUCCGUUUCGGUGGUUAUUUAUAUGGGAGGUUUAAAUAGAAUAAGGUUCAUGGCAUUGCAAUAUUAAAUAUUCCAUUAAAAAACCAAUUAUUUAUUGGUUAUUGGAAACAAUCUACUUUGAAUGGUGUUUGCUUUGAACUUAAUUUAAAUUCUAGAUAGUGGUCUCUCUCUAUUUAUGAAAAUGGAGAGCUAAAGGAAAAAUAGCAAACCGAAGCUUUAGAAAUGAAUUCAUCUGGAAUGGUUUACCCUAAGAUUAUGGACCCUUAUGAAGAUAUAAAAUUUUGGAUGAGUAGAUAGUCAAACAAGCAAUAUUUCUUAGAAAGAAAUAUUAAUACUUAGUAAAAGCACAUUAAAUACAUAAACAUCGAUAAAGGAAUGGAUUAUAUAGGAUUCAUUGAAGAAAACAAUAUCCCAGAGGGAUUGGGUCUUGUUAAAUGUGAAAAAGGGUUUAUUUAUGGAUAAUUUUGUAAUGGCAUUUUAGAAGGCUAUGGAAGGAUGGUGCUUGAUAACGGAGAUAUUUACGAUGGCUAUUACAGGAAGGGACAAUUGAAUGGGCAAGGAUACUAUUUUAAUUUUGAAAAAAAGAUUUUCAUGCAUGCUAUUUUUGAGGAUAACAUACCAAAGAUCUAUGAAACAGAGAAUAAAUAUCGUGCUGACUUAAUAAAAAAAGAAAGAUCUGAGCAGCAUAAGUCUCAUAGGAAAUUUUAUGCGAAAGAGCAGCAUUUAGAAAAACUUGUUUUUAAAAUAUUAAAAAACUAUGAAGAUUUUUAUGGAAAGGGUUAAUUAUAGUUUGAAAGUGAUAUAAAUAACAUGUAUUUGUAAAAUAGAAUAAAUAACAGUUUUACAACAAGAAACUUUAUGGAUAAUAAUAUUUCUCAAUCUCCAAACGUGUAAUUUACCUAGAUUGCUUCUCCUACUAGUCAAAGAAGUUUAGAUAUUACUACAGAAAAAUUAGCUGAAUCUUUAUAACCUUCAUAAAUUCCUCAAAUUUCUCAAACUAUUUAACAGUAAAAUGUUAUUAAUAAUUAAUCUCUAAAUUAGGUAGCAGCAUAAAAUCAAUAAAAUAACCCAAAUAAUAAAAUAAUCAAUAAUUAAAGUUAGCAACCAACAAGCUAAUUAGCAUAACCUUAGAUUAACUAAACAUAAAAUUAACAAAAAAGUAUAUCCUUAAAUAAUUCUAACAGCAUUUAAGGAAAUUUAAAUAAUUAAAAUUUAUUAUCAAACAAUCAAAAUAAUACAAGUGGAAUUAUUUAAAACUAGCAAACAGCAUCAUUUUCUUAAUAAUAAAUAUAAUAACAAUAGUAGUUAAAUUAAUAGCAGUAGUAAUUAAAUUUAUAGCAGUUAUAGCAGCAAUAAUAGCUAAAUCAAUAAUAAUUGCAGUUAUAAAAUCAAUAGCAGUAAUAAGUUAACAUGUAGCAGUAAUAGUAGCAAAACUAAGUUUAAUAGAUUACUUUAAUCUAAAAUGAAUCUGGCGUUUAAUUAUCAUAAUAAUCUUUCUCUGAAAAUGUUGUUGAUUCACCAGUUAAGAUGGAAAAUAAAAAUGAAGUAAAGUCUAACUUGAUAGCAGGUAGCGUGAUUUAAGGUAUCAGAUAGACUGCUAAACCUUAGAAAAGAGAGUCAAAGUACAUUGAACCCCCUAGUAUUAAAAAACCUCAAGAAUUGCAAUAUAAUGCUUCUUAGGAGUAAUAUGAAAGGUUUUAAAAAAUGUAAGAAACAAGAAAGUAGUAUACUGCUCAGCAUUAAUAUUAAAAUGAAACAGAGUUCAGUUUAGAAGUGGACCCUUCCAAAGAUUUAUUUUCAUUUAAAAAAAUUAAUACAAGCUAUAUGGAGAGAAGUUAGAAAAGAAGAAUAUUUGAGGAUAACCCUCGUUAUCAAAAAGAAGUAUUUUAAUAGUCUCGUUCUAUGACUCCUCAUAAAGAAUUAUUGAGAGAUGAUUCUGCUAGGAGUACUUUAAGUUAGUAAAGAUAUAGAAAAAAUGAGUAUAUGAAAGACAUAAAUACUCAAUAGAAAAAUAGGAACUAGCAAACCAUGUAAAAGGGUAUAGUUAUAACUCAUGACGAAGAAUAAAAAGUAUGGGAAAACGAUUUUAUAGGAAACAAGGAAGAAAAUAUUGAUAAUAAUGUUGAGCAUUUUUGUAUUUUAAUAAGAGACCAAUAAAAGAAUGAUAAAAAACAACAAAAUUCUCAACAAAAUUAACAAUAUUAAGGAAAUGAUUUUAAUAACUAAAAUGUAAGGCGUUAAAAAAUAUUUUAAAAUAAUGCUUCAUAGAAAUUUGUUGACGAUGAUUUCUAGUAAGAGAAUAUUUCAUCUAGAAACAUGAUGAGCUCCAAGAUAAUAGAUUAAAAGCUUCAAUAAAAAUUAUAGUAAAAUAAAGAAAAUGGAAAGAAACUUCAAGAAAUAGAAUAUGAUAAUAAUAAUAGUAAUAACAAUAUUAAUAUUUAUUAAGAUUAACUUGAUAUGUCAGACCAAGAAAAUAAAUAAUACUUAGAAAAAUAUGUGUUUUCCUUGGUUGAAAAAUUUACUCAAGAAAAUAAUUAAAAUUCAAAGCUAAAGCCUAUUGAACAUCAAAACUUUGAGAAAUCGAGAAAUGAAAGUAAAUAUUUUAAAAAUGAAUUUAGGCUUAAAGAAUAAGAUAGUAUUAUCAAAUCUAGUAAUACUCCUUCAAAAGAUUAAAAACAAAAUAAAAAAAAGAUUUUUGAUAAAAUACAAGAAAUCCACCUAGAAAAAAGCAAUAUUAAAAGUUUAUAACAAGAGAAUCAAUCAGUAAGAAGAGAUGAUGAUACCUUUGAUUAUGCAGAUGGACCAAAUCUAUCUUAAGGCUUACAAAACUCUCUAAGGGAUGUAUAAAACUUUUAAUAAAGCUAUCUUAGAAAAAGCCAAAUUCAAAAUUUAAAACCUAAUACAUAAAGAAGUUAAUAUGAAAAUAAUUCAUAGUUUUUAGCUACUGAUAGAUAAGAUUUUCAAUAAAAUUCAUAGUAAUCAACUGGUUACCCUUACAAAUCUUAAUAAUUUUUUUACAAUAUGUCACCAUAAACUAAUAACGAUUUCUAAUGA